Chionomys nivalis (European snow vole) is the source of this 1342-nucleotide messenger RNA. It is a transcript of the gene Vps26c, whose product is annotated as VPS26 endosomal protein sorting factor C. The record is from RefSeq and is a predicted model, not a curated record. Gene Ontology annotation, cellular component: endosome. Lineage: Eukaryota; Metazoa; Chordata; Mammalia; Rodentia; Cricetidae. The transcript has 8 exons. Bases 392 to 1285 code for a protein of 297 amino acids. Gene Ontology annotation, biological process: intracellular protein transport.
UGCGGCUGGCACGGACCGUCCCUCCCUGGAGACGCGAGCGAGCAUCAGGGACGGAGGAAGCCGACGACAGGGGACACAGUCCGCUGUCGCUUCCGGAAACCCACCUCCACCGCGCAGCCCUCCGCGCGUAGCCUGACGGGAAAGCGCCGCCAAGCGGCCGCCGCGGGGCACGCUGGGAUCUCCCUGCGGCCUUCCCGGAAGUGUGUGUGUGGCUUCCUGCCCCUGUUCGCGCUAACUUCCGCCCCUGUGCCGGAAAGAGGGAGGUGUGAGGAGCGGAGCCGGCGGUGGUCACGUGGCACCACUGCGGAAGCAGCGGGAGAGGGGCGGGGUAGUGGGCGUGGCGGCCCGGUCACGAGUGGCCGGAAGUGGCGGCCUCUGCAGAUCAGCGGAGAUGGGGACCUCCCUGGACAUCAAGAUCAAGAGAGCGAAUAAAGUGUAUCACGCCGGGGAAAUGCUGUCUGGUGUGGUGGUCAUCUCCAGCAAGGACUCUGUCCAGCACCAGGGAGUAUCUCUGACCAUGGAAGGGACUGUAAACCUCCAGCUCAGUGCCAAAAGUGUGGGCGUGUUUGAGGCCUUUUACAACUCGGUGAAGCCGAUCCAGAUUCUCAACAGCACCAUAGACGUGCUGAAGCCAGGAAAGCUCCCCAGUGGCAAGACUGAGAUUCCCUUUGAGUUCCCUCUGCAUGUCAAGGGCAGCAAGGUGCUGUAUGAGACUUACCACGGCGUGUUUGUCAACAUUCAGUACACACUGCGCUGUGACAUGCGGCGGUCCCUGUUGGCCAAGGACCUGACCAAGACCUGUGAAUUCAUCGUUCACUCUGCUCCUCAGAAGGGGAAGCUGACCCCAAGUCCCGUUGACUUCACCAUCACCCCGGAAACCCUGCAGAACGUCAAAGAGAGGGCCUCACUCCCCAAAUUCCUCAUCAGAGGCCACCUAGACUCCACCAGCUGCGCCAUCACACAGCCCCUGACGGGAGAGCUGGUGGUGGAGCAUUCGGACGCUGCUAUCCGCAGCAUCGAGCUCCAGCUGGUCCGCGUGGAGACCUGUGGGUGUGCAGAAGGCUAUGCACGCGAUGCCACAGAGAUUCAGAAUAUUCAAAUCGCUGAUGGGGACAUUUGUAGAAGCCUUUCUGUCCCUCUGUACAUGGUCUUCCCCAGACUGUUCACAUGCCCGACACUGGAGACCACUAACUUCAAAGUGGAGUUUGAGGUUAACGUGGUGGUCCUUCUUCAUGCUGACCACCUCAUCACAGAGAACUUCCCGCUGAAGCUCUGCCGGACAUAGUCCAGCUCAGGAAGGGGACAGCCAGGUGGCCAUAUGGAUGUCGACUCAGUCAUCCGC